Molecule: messenger RNA, 1734 nt
Organism: Hibiscus syriacus
Lineage: Eukaryota; Viridiplantae; Streptophyta; Magnoliopsida; Malvales; Malvaceae
Exons: 6
Coding region: 1-1734 (577 amino acids)
Source: RefSeq, a predicted model, not a curated record
AUGCAAAAUCGGAUGUGCAAAGAACCGGCUGUGAACCGGCGGUUCUACCGGUUCAAGCGGUUCUUACGUUUUGAUAUUCAUUCUUUGGUAGAAAUCCAACUUGAUCUUUAUGUUCUUUCUGCUUCGAAAACUGGUGCAAAAUUUGUGAUACUGUUAAAAGCUGCGAUGCUUCUUUGCUUUCUGCAAGAGAAAAUCGAAAUGUGCUUCUCCACGACUCUAACAGUGGGUAUUGAAAUUGGUGCUAGUGAGAUUGAAUUACCAAGUGUGAAUGCUCUACAAGAUAAUGCUUCUCAAGAUAGUAAUAAUAUUCCAUUUGAGAAACAAUCCACAGAAUCCUCAAGUACAGAUCGUGGGAAAAGUGAUCCUGCGUGGGCUCACAUUUCGUUUAAAAAAGAGGGAAAAAGUUGUGUAUACACUUUCCUUUAUUGUAGUAAGACUUAUAAAGGAGGGGGCAUAAAUAGAAUGAAGCAACAUCUUGCGGGGGUUCCAGGUAAUAUAAUUUCUUGCAAAAAUAUUCCUCAUGAUGUUCGUAACCAAAUGCUUAAGUUAUUGGUUGGAAUCAAAGAAAAAAGUAAGAGUGGUGAUGGUAACCUAUAUGAAGCAUAUGGUGAUCAAAAUAUUGAAGAUGAAGCACAAGAAGUUCAACCUAGCUCAAAUAUGGAUAUGAAGAGUAAGAUGCAACCCACAUUGAAAAGAAAAGCUAAUGUUGAAAUUAGUAAUUAUUUUGCUCCAAGGACUACUCCAGGAUCGCAACCAAGUUUGAAAAGUGUAUUAUCAAGCACGCAAGCAAUUCACAAAGCUAAGAUGGCAAUUGCUCAUUGGUUUUAUGAUGCCUGCAUUCCAUUUCAUGCAACACUAUCACCAUACUUUCAACCUGCUUUAGAUGCAAUCAAUGCUAUUGGUCCCGGUUUUAAAGGCCCAUCUUAUCAUGAAUUAAGGGUUAACUUGUUGGGAGAUUGCAAGAGAGAGUGUUGCUUACUUGUAGAAGGUUAUCGAGCAAAUUGGGCUAAGAGUGGAUGUACAAUUAUGGCAGAUGGAUGGACUGAUCAACGACAAAGAACUUUGAUCAACUUUCUAGUUUAUUGUCCUACAGGUGUAGUAUUUGUGAAAUCUGUUGAUGCAUCAGAUGUCAUAAAAGAUGCUAAGACAUUAUGCGGCUUGUUUUCUGAAGUGGUUGAAUGGGUUGGAGCUGAACAUAUUGUUCAUAUAGUGACUGAUAAUGCAGCUAAUUAUGUAGCUGCUGGUAAAUUGAUACAAGAGAAAUAUGAUACCAUUUUUUGGUCUCCUUGCGCCGCUCAUUGUUUGAAUCUCCUUUUAAAGGACUUUGCUAGUAUGCCUCAUGUUGCAGACCUUGCCACAAAGUCUUCCAAGAUUACAGUAUUUGUCUAUAAUCACAUGGUAUUCUUAUCUUGGAUGAGAAAAAGAGAAGGUUGGAAAGAAAUUGUACAUCCAGGAGUGACUCGUUUUGCUACUACUUUUAUUACAUUGAAAAGUAUUUUUGAUCACAAACAUGAUUUGCAAGCUUUAGUUGUAGACAAGCAUUUCACUAUCCAUAAAUUAUCAAAGACUACAACAGGAAAAAUUGUUAGUGAUAUUGUUUUGGAUCAAAAGUUUUGGAAUGAUUAUUUGUCGAUAGCGAAACUUGUGGCUCCUAUCAUUCGAUUACUAAGAAUUGUAGAUGGGGAUGAAAAGCCUUCUCUUGGUUAUGUUUAUGAAGCAAGAACAGAGUUAUGA